AUGACAGUAGCAUUGAUUCGAGGCUUCUUGCUGCUGCUGUGGACGAGCUUGGCGGUUGCCGACUGGGCCCCAAGGGUCAAAGUGUCAAAAGGGUCGAGUCAUGCUGUGUUCAAGCCGUUUGACGACUCUGAGGUCAUUCUGAGCCAGAGUAAAGAUCUAGUGACGAUUUCCAAGGACGGUGGAGAAACCUGGAAAGAGACCUCCGUCGGCCGCAAAAAGUCUUAUUUCCAGAUCGAUGACAACUAUCCUAACAAACGGGCGUUUAUCAUAAGCUGGGAAACGCUGGAAUUCUACAUGACUACCGACCAAGGGGAGACCUGGUCUCAACUGAAUUUACCUCUCCCCUCUUCCAGCAAAGAUAACCCUCAGUUCAGCGUGCAGACCAACCCCUCAGCAGAAAACGACUUACUGGUGACUGUCGCCCUAUGUGAUAACGAAGUUGAGAAGUGCAAGGUUCACGGGUUUGUCACGAGCAAUUUGAAAGACUUCAAGCCCAUCCAACUGCCCGAAACCGACUGUAUCUGGCUAAAAUGUCAAUAUUUGGAACUUACGGACAGUGACGCGCCUUCCCAUGACAUCUUCUGCGAUGCAACCUAUAUAAAUCGCGAGGUUCCCGAUCACAACGCUCCCAACUCUCCAGAUGACCAAUCGUGGGCUUAUACAAAACUAUUCGCGUCCAGGAACGGGGAUGUUAAAUUUGAGCCUCUUGCCCAGUUCGAGAACCUUAAUAUUCACCGAGUAACCAUUACGUCUCAGUACGUCAUUGUGUCAACAUUAGAUGACAGCUACAAUUCAGAUUCGUCGCAAACAAUCUGGGUUUCUCAGGAUGGCAAAAAAUUCCAAAAGGCGUCGCUGCCUACCGAUAUCCGCGGAUUUUAUCACGUUUCAGAGCUUUCUCGUCGCUCCAAGGCGCUGGCCUUGCUUCCUGAGUUCAGAGGACCUGCGCAAACAGGAACAGGACUCGCUCUUUCGGACUCCGAAGGUCUCAGAUUUUCUCACGUCUCAGCAUUUUCGUCCGACAGUCCAGGAUUUUACACGUUUUCAGAUGUCGGCGACUUGGAAGGUGUUAUUGUAGCUUCCUUUAUGAGCAUUUUCUCCGACAAGAAACAAAAGUCGUCCGUCCAAUCCAAGAUCUCAUUCGAUGGCGGGUUGUCUUGGUCGGCUUUACGAGUAGACGAUGUAAAUGACGAAUUUGAUUGCGAUGUAAACGACCCUAACAGUUGCUCACUGACAGUUUUUCUCACUCCAUAUAUGCUGCUAGGAAAUCCCAAAGCUGCAUUACCAGGGAUGCACUCCUUGAUCGGCGUGGUUGGAGACGUUGAUGAGAGGCGGCCAUUUAGUAUGCAAACCUUCAUUACCACGAACGGGGGCGAAACAUGGAGGAAGGCUUUUGAUUUUCCUGCUGCAAUCCAGUAUGGCGAUAACGGAAAUAUCAUGGUCGCUCUGCCAUUCUCACCAGACGCCGAUGGAGAUCCUGCAACAGAGCUCUAUUACUCACUAGAUCAAGGUGACACCUGGAUCGAGUACGAAUUGAAGCAGUCUGUGUUCAUAGAGGCAUUUUUCGCAAAUACCCUUGAUGGGUCCGGUACAAAGUUUACGAUCCUGGGCACAGAUUUCGGCAGAAAGAUGAGGUCUUGGCUAUACAGUAUCGAUUUCUCAGAUGCUUUUGACAGCAGAAAGUGCGGAGAAGAUGAUAUGGAGGAGUGGUUCUCUAAUUCUGGAAAUUGUAUUGGUGGAAUAAGACGUAAGUUUACGCGGAGAAUCUCUGAUGCAGAAUGUCUUGUUCGAGAAACUUACAAAGAUCUCGAAUACGAAGAGGAAAUCUGUCAAUGUACCGAUGCUGAUUAUGAAUGCUCUCCGGAGUUUUAUCGCUCAAAAAAUGGAGAAUGCGAACUGGACUUUAACUUCCUUGAACAGUCGCAUAGCUGCAGGGCUAUUGGCAAAGGAGAAAACUUAGAACUUGCUCCAAUCAGGUUACAAAGAGGUAACAGAUGUGAGGAUCCACUUGACAUAGAUCUGCAGGAGGUCGAUUGUAAUGGUUUACGGAAGGACGACAAGAUGUCGCCCAUUAGCGUGUUCGAAAAUGUUUUCCAAUCUGAGCUCAAAUCAUAUCAAUACUUUAACACCAAAGCUGAUGAGACUGUUAUACUCCGAAACAGUAAAAACGAAGUUUUUGUAUCAUAUGAUAGCGGUAAAGAGCUGAAGCGCUUGAUGGAUAAAGUUACGGAAGUUGUGUUUAACCCUUACUUCAACACUAGUGCUUACAUUUUCGAUGCUGACAACCAGGUGCAUAUCACAGAUGAUCGGGCAAGAAGCUUCGAGACGUAUGAACUACCGGAGGCCAAACAAAUAGGAUUCCCUUUAUCAUUUCACGCAAAAGAUUCCGAUACCUUCAUCUAUUAUGGAGGUAAAAAUUGUGAUAGCCUCGUAAACCCCGACUGUCAUGCCGUGGCAUACAUUACCAGAGAUGGCGGAAAUACGUUCACGGAACUGAUAAGCAGAGCUACGAAUUGCGAAUUUGUUGGCUCGCUGUAUGAAGACCCUUGGGACUCGGAUAUGAUAUUGUGCUCAGUUCGAGAACCAGGGUCCAUUGGCCAUAAGAUUGUUACCAGUGCUAAUAAUUUCGAAGACUCGGAAAUAGUUUUCGAGAACGCCUUAGGAUUCGUUUCUGCUGGCGAGUAUACCGUUGUUGCCGUCCCCCACGAAGACCAAGAGCUGAGGGCGUUCGUUACAGUUGAUGGCAAGAAUUUUGCAGAAGCAAAACUACCGGCUGGCUUAAGCGCUACCAAACAACAGGCCUUUACUAUUCUAGGGUCGCAAAAAGGAGCUAUUUUUUUCCACUUAACCACGCAUAUGGAUGAACAUCAGGAAUUUGGAGCCCUGAUGAAAUCUAACUCUAACGGAACGUCUUUCGUCACCUUGGAGCGGGCGGUCAGUCGUGGCCCCAGAGGAUUUGUCGAUUUCGAAAAAGUAGAAGGGCUGGAAGGAAUAAUAAUGAUAAACACCGUCUCCAAUGCAGAGGAGCUCAAAUCGGGCGCUGACGAUUCCAAACUAAUGAAAUCAAAGAUUUCGUUUAACGACGGGGCAGAUUGGACUUAUUUACAGCCACCAAACAGAGAUUCAGAAGGUAAAAAAUAUGACUGCAACCCCAAAGAUAAGGCGUCGUGCUCAUUGAACCUCCAUGGCUACACUGAGAGACGCGACCCACGGGAUACUUAUUCUUCAGGCUCAGCGGUCGGAUUUAUUAUCGGUGUCGGAAACGUUGGUGAGUAUUUAUUGGCUAGGGAAAUGGGCUCGACGUUCAUGAGUGUCGAUGCCGGUUUCACUUGGAGAGAGAUCCAGAAGGGUGCAUACCAGUGGGAGUUUGGAGACCGCGGAAGCAUAGUUGUUCUUGUCAAGGACGGCGAGAAAACAGAUUCCUUGACCUACUCUGUUGAUUCGGGUAAAACCUGGCAUGAUUAUAAAUUUUCCUCUGAGGAAGUAUAUGUGGAAGAUUUGAUCACCACGCCCGAAGACUCUGCUAUGCGGUUCAUCAUCAUCGCCAAGGAUUCCAAGGUGACUGGCAAGCAGACAAAAAUCUUUACUAUAGACUUCGCAAAUUCAUUCGACCGCCAAUGCAGACUGCAAUCGGACUACACCUAUCACAGUUUUGGUGAGUGUCUCUUCGGACAUCAGGCCGAAUAUUUACAGAAAAUUAACGACAAAUGUUACAAUGGCGCCGCGCCAGUGUACGAAAUGAAGAGAAUUGCGAAAACUUGUUCGUGCACAAGAAUGGAUUUCGAAUGUGAUUAUAAUUACUUUAAGGCGGCGGAUGGUACUUGUAAGCUAGUCGAAGGAACAGAGCCUUUGGACGGGAGUGAGAUUUGCGAGAAAUAUUCCGAUCUCGUUGAGUUCUUUGAACCUACUGGUUACAGAAAAAUUCCUUUGUCAACAUGUAAGGGCGGGUUGGAGUUGGACAGGUCUACUCGUCGACAUGCCUGCCCCGGCUUUGAAGAGGAGUUCAAACGCCGUUACCAAAUAAGUGGUGGUCGCUUAGCUGCGGUCAUUAUCAUCCCUAUCUUAGUGUUCAUUGGAGCUGCCUGGUUUGUAUAUGACCGUGGUGUGAAACGAAAUGGUGGAUUUUCUCGUUUUGGUGAAAUAAGAUUGGGAGACGAAGAGCUGAUCGAGCAGAAUGGGCUAGACAAAGUCGUGAACGCAAUCGUGAAAGUUGGAGUGUUGGGCUUUUCGGGCCUAGUGACGGCCAAGCAGCUAACAACACGGGGGAUUCAGAACACAUGGCAGCGGGCACGCUCGCGACUAUCUGGGAACAUGAGUGGUCCGACGUACCUGUCCUUGAAUCACGAUCAGUUUUUGGACGAGGCCGAUGAGCUAUUGGCUGGGCAUGACGAAGACGCAAACGACUUAACGAGCUUUCUCCACGAUGAUGAUAAUUACGACAUUGCUACAGAAGAUGAACAGGGUAGCGAGGAGGCCAGACCCUACACCGACGAAGUCAAUACUGAUGAAAUCAAUGAUACAGAUGUCACUGAAAACGCUAGUGACGCUCCAGAAAGAUCUCAAUGA
Lachancea meyersii CBS 8951 is the source of this 4563-nucleotide messenger RNA. The record is from the annotation of a GenBank genome assembly. Lineage: Eukaryota; Fungi; Ascomycota; Saccharomycetes; Saccharomycetales; Saccharomycetaceae.